GAGAACAUCGAGAGACGGACGAGUGCUGCCGGGAACACGACCACUGUCAGCACGUCAUCCACCCCUUCACGGCCAAGUACGGCUACCGGAACCUCCGCUGGCACACCAUCAGCCACUGCGCCUGCGACCUGCGGUUGAAAGGCUGCCUGAGGCAGGUGAAUGACACUGCCUCCCGCGUGGUGGGCCAGGCCUUCUUCAACGUGAUCCAGGUGCCCUGCUUUGAGUUCACCUACAAAGAGCAGUGUGUGGAGCCCUAUCUGUACAUCUGGUGCAAGAAGUACAACACCGUGGCCAUUGCGGUGCCCCGGAAGCCGGUGCUCUAUGAGUUUGGUGGGGAACUGAUAGACGAAGUGGCAGCUGGAUCAGACAGGGCUCCUUCCGGCCCAGCGCCCCAGCCUGGCACCCCCCCGCCUAGAGAGAGCACGGGCAGAUGGGCACUUCCUCCGACAAAGCCCCCACCCCCAGGCCAGCUUGUCACAGGGGCCAUGGACAGCUUCCAGAAGUCUGCGCCCACUGGGCCCAAGCGAGAGAGCCCCGCCACGACCCAGCGGAAGGGGAAAGGGAAGAAGAGAGGGAGGAAAACUAAGAAAGGAAAAGGGCUGAAAAAGAAGAAAGUCCAUCCCAAAGCUGAGGUGCUGGGACUGCCCACCCCCACUGCAGAUACUGCCUCCCUCCUCCCUAAGCACCUGGUGCUGGACUUUGGGAGGAAGGAGGAUGUGUUCAACGCUAUCCUGAACGAUGCCCCGGUCGGGGAGGAGACCCUGACUCCACGCGGGGCAGCGCAGGCUGAAAGCCGUGACCGGGGGCAGUUGAAGGCAAGGCCUUUGCCUACUCUCCAGCCCACAUGCCCAGCUGCCAGCAAGAGGAAGAGGAGGAGGGAACGAAAUGGGAGGAAGCGCCCGAGAAAGGAAGCGGAGAGUCUGCCCAGGCCUGUAUGAGACUCCCUGCAGCCGAGGCUGACCUUCCCCCGGUCCCCAGAGGGCGGGUUGUCACUAAUAAAUUAGCUCGAUGCAGCCGA
This is a messenger RNA of Trachemys scripta elegans, 1018 nucleotides long. It is a transcript of the gene PROCA1, whose product is annotated as protein interacting with cyclin A1. Gene Ontology annotation, biological process: arachidonate secretion; phospholipid metabolic process. Gene Ontology annotation, molecular function: A2-type glycerophospholipase activity. The record is from RefSeq and is a predicted model, not a curated record. NCBI's taxonomy places the organism in Eukaryota, Metazoa, Chordata, Testudines, Emydidae.